Molecule: messenger RNA, 619 nt
Organism: Ilex paraguariensis (yerba mate)
Lineage: Eukaryota; Viridiplantae; Streptophyta; Magnoliopsida; Aquifoliales; Aquifoliaceae
Source: the annotation of a GenBank genome assembly
AUGUUGCCUCAGAAGCAAGCAGAGGAAGCUAUUGUCUCGAACUUCAAUGAGACUGAACAUGAAGGGAAGGAGGAAGAGAAGGAAGAAGAACAGUCAGUGUUCAGUGUCAAGAGCCUCCUCUGGCAUGGAGGCUCUGUUUGGGACGCUUGGUUUAGCUGUGCUUCAAAUCAAGUAGCCCAAGUGCUUUUGACACUGCCAUACUCUUUCUCUCAGCUGGGAAUAAGCAGAAAAGAGAAGGAGAAUGUUAACUUCAAGAACCAUGUUAUUCAGUGGUUUGAAGUGCUUGAUGGGCUAUUGGGUCCUUACUGGAAAGCAGUGGGUCUAGCUUUCAACUGUACUUUCCUUCUCUUCGGAUCUGUGAUACAACUAAUAGCUUGUGCAAGUAAUAUAUACUACAUUAAUGAUCGGCUGGAUAAGAGGACAUGGACAUAUAUAUUUGGAGCUUGCUGUGCAACUACUGUGUUCAUACCCUCCUUCCACAACUACCGGAUUUGGUCUUUUCUAGGCCUUGGAAUGACAACGUACACAGCCUGGUACAUGACCGUAGCAGCUCUGGUUCAUGGCCAGCUACCUCAUUUUGUUGUGGGGUGCCACUCCAUGAAGUGCGAUGGAGCAAGUC